AAAAAAUGAUGAAAUGAACGCCGGCAACGGCUCCUCGAGGGCGCCAGCCUCCGGGAGCCAGAUAUCACCACAACUACCCGACGUACAAACGCAGCAACAACAACAGCAGCAACAACAACAACAGCAGCAGCAUCAACAGCAAGCGCAACAACAGCAGCUACAACAUCAGCAACAACAAUCUGUACAACAAAAUAAUAACACAUACGGCAACUAUCCACCCAUAUACAACUCGGCGGGCGCACAGAAUGGCAUCACGCCACCAAUCGGUCAGUACUCCAUGGGUGAGCCCGAUACAUUGCGCACACUAAAGAAUACAUUUGGCCCGAAUUCGGAAUUUACGACAAGCGGCUACGGCAACUAUAGUAAUAUGGUAACGGCUAAUGGUGGUGGUCUGCAGCAGCAACAACAGAUGGAUAAUAUGAGCGGCAUGGCCGGUGGAUAUGGGCAGAUGAGUGCCAAUCAAAUGCAUGGUGGCAAUGUGCAAAAUCUUUACAUGAAUGGCAACAUCGGCGCAACCGGCAGCGGCAGUCCAAGUGCGACCAAUAUGAAUAGCGCCGGCGGCAUUGGCGGUGGCGCUGGUGCCUCCCAAGUGGCUGGCAAUCCAAAUGUUAACAUGAAUGCCGGCUCCAACAUGCAAAUGGGCCACAUGAAUGCAUACAAUGGCGGCGGUGGCGGCCCCAAUGGCAAUCCCAAUAUAGCGCCAUCUAGGCAUCAAAUGAACCCAAUGAAUCAGAUGCAGAAUAUGAGUAUGGGUGGUGGUCCACAGAUGACGCCACAACAGCAGCAGCAGGCAAUGAGCGGCCUUGGUCCUAUGGCCAAGAUGCAAGGCAUGGCGAACGGUGGUUAUGCGCGACGCAGCACACCAUAUCCCAGCGCACAAAUGCAUGCGGCGCAAAAGCGAGCCAGCUACACCUCGAUGGGUAAUCCCUCGAUGCAGAAUGUUCCUCCGCAAAUGAGCAUGCAACACUAUGGCCAACAGAUGCAUCCGCAAGCGGGUAGCGGUGUGCCAGUACCUAUGCAAGCGGGCGCCUAUGCUCGUGGCGGUCCAAUGGGUGGCUAUGGCAGAGCCAAUGCAAUGGGUCCAGUCGGUAUGGGCCCCGGUGGCAUGGGUCCGGGUGGUAUGGGACCUGGUGGUAUGGGUCCUGGUGGCAUGGGUCCCGGUGGUAUGGGUCCAGGUGGCAUGGGUCCUGGUGGAAUGUGCCCAAGUGUUAUGGGUCCAGGCGGUAUGGGACCUGGCGGUGUGAGUGCAAUGCAACGUGGCAUGCCGCAAGGCCCAGGUGGUUAUAGUGCCGCUAUGGCGCAUCAACAGAAUCAAUACUAUCCAGGCGUAAAUGGUGCUGGUGGUCCUGGCAUGGGUCCGGCUGGUCCGGGCGCCCUAACGAAUACCGGUUCCAUGUACCAGAAUCAAGGUUUCCAGCAAAAUUACCAACACAGCCCAGUUCCUGGUAAUCCGACGCCGCCAUUAACACCUGCCUGCAGCGUUCCAUACAUCAGUCCGAAUCCAGACAUCAAACCAAUUAUGGACAACUGCGAAGAGAUGCGACUGACAUUCCCCGUCCGUGAUGGCAUCAUACUUCCACCGUUCCGGCUGCUGCACAAUCUCUCCGUCAGCAAUCACGUAUUUCACUUGAAGCAGAAUGUCUACAAUACGCUCAUGUGUCGCUCCGAUCUCGAGCUGCAGUUGAAAUGCUUCCACCAAGAUGACCGACAAAUGAACACAAAUUGGCCGCAUACGGUAACAGUAUCUGCCAAUGCUACGCCCCUCACCAUUGAACGCUCCGAGAAGACGGGUCAAGCAUUGCGGCCGCUAUAUCUCAAGGCGGUAUGUCAACCCGGACGCAAUACUCUGCAACUAACCGCUAGUUCCUGCUGUUGUUCCCACUUGUUCGUGCUGCAGCUAGUCCAUCGACCCUCCGUGCGGCAUGUACUCCAGAGUCUGCACAAACGCAACUGCUUACCCGUAGAUCAUUGUGUGGCCAAAAUCAAACGCAACUUCAUGGUCUGCUCAACGACCAACGGCCCACUAGAACCCGGCGCUGGCAACAUGGAAGCGACCAAAUGCACCAAGAUCUCAUUGAAAUGUCCGAUCAUGAAGUCUCGAAUACGCAUGCCUGCGCGAGGACACGAGUGCAAGCAUAUCCAGUGUUUCGAUCUGGAGGCAUAUCUGCUUAUGAAUUGCGAACGUGGCGCCUGGCGGUGCCCAGAAUGCAAUAAACCUGCGCUAACCGAAAGCUUGGAGAUCGAUCAGUAUGUCUGGGCCAUUUUGGAUAAACUCAAUGGCACGGAUGUGGACGAGGUGAUUGUAGAUUCGAGUGGUAAUUGGCGCGCGGCGCAAGGUAUUCAUCAAGGCUCUCCACUCACUGCGAUGUCGGCACAAAUGCCCAGCCCAAUGCCAGGACAGAUGGUUGGUCAAGUGCCCGGCGGACAAAUGCCAGGACAAAUGGGCGGCCAGGCACCUAACCAAAUGGGUGGACAGAUGCCAGGGCAAAUGGGCGCACAGAUGCCCGGUCAAAUGCCAGGUCAGAUGCCAGGACAAAUGGGUCAGAUGGUAGGAGGCCAAAUGCCCGGUCAAAUGCCUAAUCAAAUGCCCGGACAAAUGGGUGCUCAGAUGGUGGGCCAGAUGGCCGGUCAGCUGAGUGGCCCCAAUGUACCCACUAUUAAACAGGAAAACACAUUUGACGAUCAAUCAAAAGUUAUGUCACCAUGGGACAACUCGCAGGCGAUGAGUCCUUACAUGCAACACGACAUGAAUGCGGGCACGCCCAAUGUACCCGGCGCUGGUCAAAUACGCAGUCCUUUUGAUAUGUAUGGCGGUGGUGAUGUUGGCGUUGCCGAUCAGCAUGCAGGUGACACAGCCAAUUCUCUGGACCAGCUUAAUGCCAUGGAGAAAAGCUUAACAGAUCAAAUGCCUCACACGCCGCACACACCAAUGCAUCCGAUGACGCCCGGCGGUCCACCAAGUGUCAGCUCGGCGCAUAACGAGCCAUCGACACCCAAUGCGAAUAUUUCAAACUCCUCACCACAAACACCUGGCACACCCGGUCAAACCGGCGGCCCAGCAUCCAAUCGUGCGAAUGAAUCACACCAACAGCAACAACAUUCACAACAGUCAGUCCAGCAAUCGCAGCAAGAGCAAAUAAUCAAUUCGCUAAUCAACUCACAGCCGAACGGCUUGUCGAAUCUCAACGAAACGGAUUUGAAUGCAGAAUUGAAUAUGGACAACAAUGACGGUUCUGGAGACUUGAAUUUGCUACCGGAUGUUGAUCCCAUGGAAAUUCUGUCGUACUUGGAUCCACAACCCGAUCUGAAUACGCCACCAUCGAGCGGCUCCAGCAACAACAACAACAAUGACGACAUACUAUCGACGUUAUUCGAUUGAGACAAUCUGCUAAAGGAGUUGUUGUAAACGAAAUGUCAAACCGCAACAAUCAACUAACAACAACAAAGCGAGCUCUCUCGUAAAAGCGUUGAGGUGUGAGAACUUGAGCAACACAAACCACCAAUGUGACACGUGUACAUACAUAAAUACAUAAGAUGCAACAGGGUAUCAGAAGAACGGCAUAAGUCAAUAAACCGAGCGGCAGCUCGUCGUAACAUUUCCACUUUCGAAGAAUGUCAAAAGCAUGCCACGGCAUACAGUUAUACAUAUUGUACGACAGUAAUAAACAAUAUUUGGUGUUUCUUCGAGAACAGAGUAUAAUAAAAUGAACAAAUUCAAAGUUUAAAAGUUUAGAGAAGAAAAUGCAUAAAAUUUUUAUGAAAUUGCCAUAAUAUUUAUUUUUUUGUUUAUAAACUUUCAACGAAAAUCAAACUUUACCAAAAUUAAGUAGAAAUGAACUCGCAGUAAUUGCGCUUAGAGCAGAGUUUUAUGAAACAACAAACACACCAACAAGCAACAACAAGCAUAUAGACGAAAAUUACUAAAAUGAAAUAAAAAGUAUAGCAAUUUCUAUGAGAGCUACUUUCGAGCUGUACAUACUUAGUAUUAUUAAUGUUUUAACACACUUGAAGGCAGCAGAAAAGCAAUUGCAAAAAUUAAUAUUCACAAACUUUGCGGUGACAAGUCUAUAGAACCCUUUAGCGCGCUUUUUUGGUAGGCAACCUUGUACAGUGACUGCACCUUUUCGCCAAAAUUUCCCUUAAAAACAAUGUUUGCAUGAAGUUUGUAAAAUUAUGAAAGCUUCAAUAGCUAAAGCUCGAGUAAUGAAAGCUUUCGACGCAUGAAAGCUUCAACAGUGAAAGCUUUCGACACAUGAAAGCUCAAAGCUCACUUUGUCUGCUUAAAAAAGAAACAAUGCUUUGGUGUGAGAAAUUAAAAAAAGAAAUAAUUAAAUUUACAACAAAUACAUGCAUAAAUUAAUGCUAAAAUAAUUCAAAAACAAUGAAAUGUGAUUUUAAACCGUAAAAAAAAACAAAAAAAAAACUACUUCGUUAUAAAUUUUAAAUGUACAAAGUUUCAUGCUUUACAAAUGACGGAUUUACUAAGAAAGAAUUGACAGCGCCUAACAUAAAAAUAGUUACGUUGAGCAGGAAAAUGUUAUUUUACACAAAAGCAACUGUUUUUUUUUUUUAAUGUUUAAAUAUUUUUUUUAUAUACACAUGUAAUUGUUGAACAGUAUAUACAAAUUCGAUUUUUUAUGCGCGUUUUUCCAACAAAAAAUUCGCUUUUAAAUUAUUUUUUACACAAAAUCUUUACGUCUUUGACAUUCAUAUAAAAUGACGAACGGAAAAUAGUGAUGUUUCAUAUAAGAAAUGUGUAAGAAUGUGUUAGGGCAAACAUUUUUCAAUGUUUCCAUUGUACAAAGUAUUAAAAUAAAAUAAAAUUUCAAUAAAGAAAUAAAUAAAAAGUAACUAUUAUUAUAAAAAACAUAUUAAUUUACGUGUAUAUUAUAAAAAAAAUAAAUAAAUUUAAUUAUAAAAUAAUAAAAAAAAUGUGCAGACACUAUGCAAGCAGCAUAACUACACACAUACAUGUGUGUAUACAUGUUUGUAUGUGUGUAUUUAUACAUUUAAAUAAGCUUAAUAACUUUACAUUUAACAAUUUGCUGUGUGUUAGUGUGAGCGCGUGCGAGAAUUGAGCGUGUGUGUUGUAGCGUAGGUGACGAAGCAUAAAUGAAAACAAAAACAAAUAUAAAUUUAAAAAAAUUAAAAUUCAAUUGUUGCAUAAUUUUAAUAAACAUUUUUUUAAUUAAUUGUAGCAUUAAAAAUUAUAUACACACAUACAUGCUUAUAUAAAACAUAACGCAUACAUAUGUAAAUAGUUAUUUAAAACGGUAAAUACGUAGUAAGGAGCACAUCACUAAUAUGUAUGUAUGUGUGUAUCUAUGUAUCUGAUGUAUGCAUCUGUAUAUGUGCGCUACAUCUACAUACAUAUAUACAGACAUACAUACAUAUAUGAUUGCUGAAAUCACAACUCUAUAAGUGUGCGUAUAUACAUACAUAAAUAGUAUGUGCAUAAAUAUAUAUGUAUUUUAGUUUUACUUCAACUCCUAACAAUCAAGCAGAAUUAAAAAUUAUCAUCUAAGCAAACGGAAAAAAAUCAUAAAAUAAAAUAAAAAAUUUUAAAAACCAUAAAAUCCCUACAACAACAAAAAGUAUGCAAAAGAAUAUUGAAUUUAAUUUGUGCUAGACAUUAAGCAGCAGAAAAUCUAACUCUAAUUGAUAAGUUACACAAAUGUAUGUGUGUAAAAAGUAUAAGCAACAUACACAUAUAUAUACAUAUAUAUUUAACCUUAAAAUCGUAGUGACAAAGUAAAACUAUCUGAUAAAACUUAAAUAAUAUGCUUAAAGUAUUUAAAUACAUAUUAUGUGCAUGUAGCUAUACAUACAUACAGCGGUAUUUGAUGAGAACAUAAAUAUUGUAAAUACAUACAUAAAUAAUUUUGCGUGAAAAAAUGAUGGCAU
Bactrocera dorsalis (oriental fruit fly) is the source of this 5904-nucleotide messenger RNA. RefSeq names its product zinc finger MIZ domain-containing protein 2 (gene tna). NCBI's taxonomy places the organism in Eukaryota, Metazoa, Arthropoda, Insecta, Diptera, Tephritidae. The record is from RefSeq and is a predicted model, not a curated record. The transcript is spliced from 11 exons. Gene Ontology annotation, molecular function: zinc ion binding; SUMO ligase activity. Gene Ontology annotation, biological process: protein sumoylation; regulation of transcription by RNA polymerase II. Bases 14 to 3379 code for a protein of 1121 amino acids.